GGAAUUCCGGCGCCGUAAAGUAGGUUCGCCCAUCUCAAGUUAUUUUUUUUUCUUGGCCAACCCCGGGCUCUCAAAACACAAACUGUCCCGCCCGUUUGUCCAAGGAGCUUACAAGUAUCCCUGGGCCAAAAACCAAUGCUGCUAUUCCAAAAACAAACCGAUACUUGGCCCCUUCUGACCGUGAUGGACCAUAAGCUCCUGGGACACGUGGCUCCGUCGCGAGCGAACCUCUGGCUUUCUGCGCCGAUGUUUUACUUUUCCGUCUUUCUUUUUUCUCUCUCGUCUUUCCCCACCCUCUGUCGUAUUCCCACACACCCACCCCCCUGCCAGUCUAUGAUUCCAGCACAAAAAAAAAAUUGGAAAAAGAAAAAAAAGAACUACACCUUGAGUUGGAAUGUUCUCCCGCGCUAUCUACGGUCAGUAGAUUGUUUGAUUCGGUCGCAUGCAGAAUUUGGAAGAGCAGGGCCCAGGCCUGAACCGAGCCCCAGUAAGCCGAACAAUAGACUCUUGAGGUGGGAAAAAAGAUGCCCAACAGCCGCUUCUGGCUUCUUCUUUCAGGCUGGAGUCUGGAGAUCGGGAAGCAUAAUGUCGCCGCCCGAACCCCCUUCCCCCUCCCCAAAACAAGCGUUGUGCAAAUCAGAGCUGAGGGAAAUCCGAAAAAAAAAAAAAAAAAAAAAAAAACCUUUUAUCUGUUUGCACAGUCUCAAUAACGAACCACUC
Molecule: messenger RNA, 720 nt
Organism: Pyricularia grisea
Lineage: Eukaryota; Fungi; Ascomycota; Sordariomycetes; Magnaporthales; Pyriculariaceae
Exons: 2
Source: RefSeq, a predicted model, not a curated record